This is a messenger RNA of Mesocestoides corti, 2019 nucleotides long. Lineage: Eukaryota; Metazoa; Platyhelminthes; Cestoda; Cyclophyllidea; Mesocestoididae. The record is from the annotation of a GenBank genome assembly.
AUGAUGCCCAAGAGCAUUUGCCCGAUUUGUCAAAGCAGUAUUGGUCAGUGCAUUGUGGAGACGAUUGCGAUGGAAAGGCAAGCUCCCUCGCCACCAACCGACAUCACUAUUAAGGCAAUAAGUUCGAGCUCCAUCAUGGUCUCGUGGUCGCCACCAGCACACACAAACGGACCUCUCGAGCCAUACAGGGCGCACUGCACUAAGGUCGGUGAGAACUGGCCUCGCUCUGCUACCACGAAGGACAACGCGACGACGUCAGUCGAAGUAAGGGGACUGCGACCGAACACAAACUACGAGUGUUACGUUGAAGCAGGCACAAAGCCACUGAUCACUCAAUGGGGCGAUUCUCUCACCAGUACGUCAACGAGGUCGACUCCCGUCAAAACAUGGCCUGGAACCUUACAAGGAUUAGUCGUUAAAGAUGUGGUGGCCGUUGACGCUAACUCGCUAGACGUGUUCUGGUACGAACCCCAAACUGUGGAAGGAAUUCUGGGGGGCUUCACCAUCUCCGUUGGACUCUACAUUCCAGACUCGGUUAACGAACCAGACUGGCGGCAUGUGGCCAACGUAACCGCAGACUCGCGAUCGUACAGGAUCACUGACUUGGAGCCCGACACACACUACGAAGUCACUGUUCGUGGUUAUGUCCUGCCGAACGAGGAGGGACAUGGCGGAGGCUACAGCCAAUAUUCCUAUCCUCGAAGUGCCUCAACGUUGUCUGCUGUUGCUGUCAACACAUUCACGCAUUCCUUCGUUGGACUUAAGCCAUACACGCGCAUCUUCGCAGCCGUUCGGGCUGCUACAGCAGCCAAUGAACGUGGCCAAGGCGGUGGGAUCGGUCAAAUUAGUCCAACGAAGCAAAUUACGACCAUGGAAGCUGCUCCUUCCCUCACCCUUCCUACUCCCACAGCUCCGGGACCUGUUGGUGACUUGACGUGUGCACAGGAUCCGGCUGGCUCGUCCAGGCUUGUCUGUCGUUGGCAGGAGCCGGUGAACAAAAACGGGCUCAUUCGAAACUACAAAAUCAAGUUGGUUGACAAGCACGAUUCCGACAGAGUUGUAUUCGAGGGCGACUCCACUAACCCAGCAACGACUAUUGAGCGGAAUCUGAAUUUCGAUCACACGUUCAGUCUGUCUGUGAGCGCAGUGACAAUUGAAGAGGGUCCGGUUCUCACGAUACAGGUUAAAUUGACUGAAGCAACUCACAUGUCACAGCGGCCAUCGCAUCUGCAGUCACGUCAGUUCAUGCACUCGUGUGGGCACAUCUUCCGUGUCACUCUUACCACGCGCAUUAUCAGUCACUCACCCCUGCUCAAGUGGCUCACCCUUGCCGAAUCGGUUAGCAACCAGCAUCAGUCACAACCCCGCCGCUCACGACAGACACGUCGACACACCUCAUUGUUCUUGCCCUUCUGCUCCCCUGGACACGUCAAAUCCCACCAAUCAGUGUCACUUUACUCUGUGUCUCACACCUCACAUCCAAAUCAAUUACCUUCUGCGGUUGUGGAGGUCAUCACCCAGCAUCUUCUCUCCCCUCCGCCUUCUUCACUUCCAGUCUCGGAUAACACGACCGAAUGCAACAUUUACCUCAAGCUCUCGGCUAUCGACUUCACCCAAUACAGCCCAGUCUCCCAUGUGGGUGUGUUAGUCGAGGAGGAGUCCGCUGGUGCUUCUGCCAAGACGUCCGACGGAAUGCCCUACUACGCCUACGCUCAGGGUCUUUCUAAGUCCUGGGAGGUCAUUGCGAUUUCACGGACUGGCGGUGUGAGUCAGAACAUGGACGAUUAUGUGUUUACUUUGGGUGCCAAUAAAAGACCGAUUCAACCCGAUAACUCAUUCAAUGGUCCACUGAAGCCCUCAACUGAUUACGUUGUGGAAAUCCGAUUUCACAACAAGGCAGGAUACACCGAGACAUCAGGUGUGAACAUCAGAACUUCGAGCAAAGUGGACACUGGUAAAUUGCUUCAGCCUAGAGUUAGCGUUGUCAUGCGUAUCAUUGAACAGCCGCAUUUGGUGUAA